Closterium sp. Yama58-4 is the source of this 5055-nucleotide messenger RNA. The record is from the annotation of a GenBank genome assembly. Lineage: Eukaryota; Viridiplantae; Streptophyta; Zygnematophyceae; Desmidiales; Closteriaceae.
AUGGCGUCCGCGGCCGCGCAACUGUCGCUUCCGCGUGUCUUCCGUUCUUUUCCAGGCAUCCAUUAUCAACCUUCGAACCGCCAUUGUUCCGCGCUGCUUCCGCCUUUUACGGGCUUGAAACUCUCGACACCAGCUGAGCGAAUAGGCGGCGAAAAUGCGAUUUGCAGCACCAGAGCCGUGCCUGGCGGAAACAGGGGAAACGGGGAGCGUUUCCGUCAUCCGCAUCCGGUGACGCGCGCGGACGUUGUUGUGUCGGCGGGGGAAGGCGGAACCCGCGCGCCGCAGCGGGAUCGGAAGCAGAAGCUCGCUCCGCCGAGCGGGCGCGCGGGGGGCGCGGGGAGAUCGGGGGGCGGAAAGAUCCCGUACGAGCUCGAGGCGGUGAUCAGCAAUCUCGUGUCGCUGGCGCCACGUGGCAGCAUCUCGCGAUGCAUGGAGACGUUCAAGGGGAAGCUGACGCUGCCGGACUUCGCGCUGAUAUUUAAGGAGUUCGCGCAGAGGGGCGAUUGGAUCCGCGCAAUGCGCCUGUUCAAGUACAUGCAGCGGCAGCAAUGGUGUGCCCCCAACGAGUACAUUUACACAAUCAUGAUCGGCAUCAUGGGUCGGGAGGGCAUGUUAGACCGCGCACAAGAGUUAUUUGAGGAGAUGCCGGAGCAUGGUGUGGAGUGGAAUGUCUAUUCCUUCACCGCCCUCAUCAAUGCUUACGGGCGGAAUGGCAUGUAUGAGCGAUCUCUUGACCUCCUGGCUCGUAUGAAGCGAGAGGGAGUAGCGGCCAACAGCAUCACAUACAACACCGUGCUGCAUGCAUGUGCCAAGGGCGCCAUUCCCUGGGAUGGGCUGGUUGAUAUCUUCGCCAAGAUGAGGCAGGAGGGCGUGCAGCCCGACAUAGUCACGUUCAACACGCUGCUAGCAGCCUGCAAUGCGCGCUCGCUAGUGGAGCAAUCAGCCAUGGUCUUCCGCUCUAUGGUGGCCUCCCAGGUGCCACCCAACGCCCUCUCCUACGCCUCAUUGGUCGACACGCACCGCCGGGGCGGGCAGUUGGGCGGCGUGCGUCGUCUUUUCCAGGAGAUGUCGGAGGAGGAAGGGGUGGUGGCUGACGUGUCAGCAUACAACAUGCUCAUCGAUGCUUAUGCAUGGGGGGGAGAGUACCAAGCGGCACAGGAGGUGUUCAAUGAAAUGCAACAAGCGGGCUGCAUUCCCAACGUGGCCACCUACACGGCUCUCUUGAAGGCUCUGGGAUCGAACGGCAGCUACCACCACGUGCGAUCCGUCUUCACCCAGAUGAAGGCCUCCGGGAGGAAACCCGACCUUGCCACGUACCGGACUCUCCUGGAUGUGUUUAUCUCGGGAGGGUUUUUCCGGGAAGCUUCGCGGCUGUUCUGGGACAUGGAGGAGGACGGGGUGGAGGUGGAUGAAGGGGCGUUUACUUCGUUGCUUGUGGCGUGUGGGCUUGGAGGGCUUACGGCUGAAGCAACAGAGAUAUACAGGUUCCUGCGGGAGCGGUCACAGGUGCAGCCAUCAGCCUCGUUAAUGGAGGCUCUGAUAAGUGCGUAUGGGCAGGCGGGCAUGUACGACCAUGCGCUGACAGCCUUGCACGAGAGCAUGGAGAUGGGACUCUCAGACCAGCCGGGUCCCUUUCUCGCUCUCAUGGAGGCAUAUGCAGCAGGGGGCAUGCACGACGACGCAGCGUUCGUCUUUGCCCUCAUGAUGCAAUCCGAUGGGGGGAGAGCAGCAGCAGGCGCAGGCGCAGCAGCAGGAGCAGCAGGAGGAACAUCAGGUGGAGGAUUUUUGUCAGGAGACACAGCUACUGCAGGAAACACAGCUGUCUCGCUCUCUUCCCCCGCCCUCUCCUCCGCUCCCUCCUCCUCCUCCCCCUCCUCAUCUGAUCCGUACCCUGCUGAUGCGUCUCUGAGGACGUUCAAUGCUCUUAUCGAGGCGUUCACUAAAGGGGGUCUCUAUGAUGAAGCGAUUAAAGUCAGCGAGGAUAUGGAGCAGGCAAACUGUCGCCCCUCUCUGGCAACCCAUGCAGCCAUGGUGGCCGCAUACAGUGCUGCCGGCACGUUUGAAGCGGCUUAUGCACAGACGACGGAGAUCAGGGAGGAGGGCAUGGUGCCGCCCGCUGCCAGAUACUGCCACUUGCUGGCGCUCUGUGCGAGGAGAGGCAGGUGGCAGGACAUGCGGCGGCUGAUCAUGGAAAUGGAAGGGGGCGGAACGGGGGAGGAGCACCGGGUGGUGAGGGGGCUGCUGGUGGGGCGGUAUGAAUCGGAGGAGUUCUGGCCGAUCGCUGAGGACUUCUUUGGGCGACUCAAGAGGGAGGGAGUGGCGGUAAACCGGGUGUUUCUCAACGCGCUAAUGGACGCCCUCUGGUGGGCUGGAAGGCGGGCCUCAGCACUCAAGCUGCACGCACCAACCACCAGCCUUGUGGUCUUCCCGGAAGCUUCCUACCGCUCCCCGACGCUGUGGUCCCUGGACGUGCACCGCAUGUCACAAGGGGCGGCAUGUGUGUUUCUACACCACUGGCUCUCCCAAGUGCAUGAAACAGCUGUGCUGGAGCCAGCAGAGCUUCCACCUCUUUUCAGUAUAGUCACAAGGUGGGGUGACGAGAGUCCCAACAAGGAUGAGGCCGAUGCAGCGCCUGUGAAUAAAGCCAUGCUCAAGGAGAACAUGUCCACGUGUGCAUACUACAAGAACUUCACUCUGGUUCUAGACUCCGUCGCCAGCAUCCACGCGCUGCUCGAGAACUGCAAGAAAUUCAAAAACUGGGGAGCGACAACGGACGCGGCGAAGAAGGCGUUUCAGAAGCUGGAGGACCUUCUGAGGAAGUGCACGGGACUUCUGCAGCGCUGCAUCAGCGCGCGAAGCAAGCUUCUGCAGCUGGUGUCCGAGACGACGAUCAAGCUCGACGACUUCGUCUCCAUGCAUGCUGAGCUGGAAGCGUGCCUGCUCGCCAUCCCCACGGACGCCAUGCCUGAUGACCUCGUAGCGCAGAUCCAAGCCACGCUGAAGCAGAUUCACGACGCGAGUUUUGAGGAUCUCUUUACGGCCGACAUGAAGCAGCAGCUGCAGUCGCUGCAGCAGGACGGCGGGGGCAGCGGGGGCGCGGGCGUGCGGCGCAGCAGCAGCCUGGGCACGCCGUACACGCAGAGCCAGUUCCCCGCGGGGCAGCUGGCGGACGCGCUGGGCAUGGACGGCGGGGGCGCGUUCCGCAAGGAGCAGGAGGCGCUGGCGCUGGAGAAGCGCAAGGCCGCGGAGAGCAGGGACAAGGCGCAAGAAGCGCUCAUGGAUCAGCUGAUCACCAUUCUAAUGCGCAUGGAGCGAGAGCUUCCUGCCUUCAAGGAGUCCCAGGCGAAGCUCGCCCGCGAGAGAGCCUCCGCAGCAGCAGCAGCCAGCUCAGGCGGCGGGCAGCGGGGCAGCAGCGGCCUCUCUGGCACCUCCUCGGUGCCCAAGUCGCCCAAAGAGCUUCUCAGCCCCACCCGCCGCCGCAUGAUGCUGCUGGCAAACGCUGUGGAUGAUAUGACUGGGGAUGCUGCUGGGUUGUCGCUUACUGGGAGCGGCGGGAGCGGGUCGGCCGGUCGGGAACGCCGAAGCAGGCGGUCAGGAGCGGAGGGCGGUGGGGAUGCGCAUGAUAGGUACGAUGCACAGACCCAGCAACAGCAGCAGCAGCAUUCGCGGUUUAGGGACGGGGAGGGGGAUGGGGGCGGGAGGACGGACGACGAUCGGCACAAGGACCGGAACAGAGCGGUGCGAGGGGAGAGAGAGCAUAGGAGGAGCACCGAGCGGAGGGACCGAGGCAAAGACGAACCUGGUCCGGGCACUGGUAUGCCAGGUUCUAAAAGCACUGGGGGGGCAGGCGCAGGCGAUGCCCGGUCCAAGUCGCCGUUUGACAUGGGCGGCAGGAAGGGCGGCGACGAUUUGGAGUAUAUGGAUGACCCGACAAGGGCCCGUACGGGCAGUUCGAGUGGGAGAGAGAAGGAUAAGAUGGGGAAGACGGGCAGCGGAGGCAGCUCUGCUAGCAGCGUCAGUGGUGGGUCACGCAGCCGAUCUAAGACUGGGCGUACUAGCAGCGUGGAUAAGCCAGGGGGAAACGGGGAUAUGGGGGGAAUGGGAGGGGAGUUUGGUGGAGAGGGUGGCGGCGGGGCAGGUGCGGAAUGUUCCGAUCCUGAAGCUGACCUGGCGGCGUAUGAUCCCGAGGCUCCGCAGCAGAUCGUGCAGAAUCUGCUGUUUGGGUCGGCGGAGGAGAAGGGCCGGGCGGCGGGGCUCGUUGGAUGGUAUGCAUCGAUCUCAGCUGCAAACCGAUCGACUUUCCGAGAAGCUGGUGCUGUAGACGCCCUGCUGCCGCUGGCUGUAGGUGGGCCACGGGACCCGAAGGGAGCCGAAUCUGCGCUUGCCGCUCUGCUAAACCUCUCGUCUGAUGAGAUGGGGAAGCAGGAGCUGCUCACUCACCUCCCGCUGCUGAUUCAGGCGCUCAAACGCGCGGAUUUCUCCUCUGCAGCAGGCUCAUCUGCAGCCAAUGUAAUGAAAUGUGCCGCGUCCUUUUCGGACCGCGCCCGGGGGCUGGUUAUCGAUGCAGGAGCGGUCCCACCACUGGUGAAGCAGCUUACCGGAUCGAACCACGAAGGGAUGCAUCCAGGGUAUGAUACGCCGUCCAGGCAAGCCGCAGCAGAGACUGUCGCGUGUCUCGCUCAGUGCGAGUCUCAGCGGAGCAAACUGGUGGGAGAAGGCGUGAUUCCAGCCCUGGCGGUGGCCCUACAGGCGAAUCUGAACAACGAAACAGUGGUCGCCACGUGUCAAGCGCUGUCUCGGCUGGCGACUGUGCCGGACGGGAGGGAGGCGAUGGGCGAGGCGAUCCCGUCGCUGGUAACCGUGUUACGGCUGGAUUAUCCUGCGGCGGUGAGGGAUGCGGUGGAGGCGCUGCUGCAGCUGGCGAAGCACAGCCCGACGCACAGAAGCAAUAUUAGGAACAGCGGAGGCAUGCGGUACUUGCGAAACGUGUUGCGAUCAGGCCCACCCACGCUCCAUCCAAAGGCAAUGGAGCUUUUGGCAGCACUUUUCUCCUAA